AUGCCAGUGCUGAGAGACCAUUACUAUCGCCUUGCCUCCGAGCUUCCAAAGGAGCGAAUUGAAGCCGCCACGGCCUUGCUUUCUGAGUUACAAAGUGAACAAUCUAAAGAAGAAUGGGACUACGCAUUGAAUAGAUUGAUUAAAGGUUUAACUUCCACCAGACAAAGUGCUAGAAUUGGAUUUUCCAUGGCACUUAUCGAAGUACUUUCCCUGCUCAUUAAAGACCCAGAGUCCCCAGAGACUGUUGUUGGCUACUUGAAGCAACUUAUGACUUUGACUGAAGUGAAGUCAUCGAUGAAGGGAAAAGAAGAAAGAGCAGUAUUAUUCGGUCGUUUAUUUGGUUUACAAGCCAUCUUAAACUCUGGACUCUUGUAUGAUCGUGAAGUUUCUCCCUUGGAUGCCUUACAGGAAUUCACUUCCUUAUUAAUCCAAUUAUCCACAUUAAAGUCAUGGAUCAGAGAAAGUACCAUUUUCACCUUGUGUUCAUUUAUGAGUAAAAUGGAAGGUACUCAAGAAAAUGAAGGUUUAUUUGUAUCUAUUUUCCAACAGCUUAAUGAUGCUGGUCUUAAUUUGACCACAGAAGGUGUAGCUGUAUACUUGUCUGUGAAGUCAAACAAUAGAUCUGUGUAUGCUCAACAAGUGGAAAACCUCCAACCAAGUUGGAAAAAUGGUGAUCCAUUUUCAAAGGGUAACCUUCCUUUGCUUACCAAGGUAUUGAAAGAUGUUGAAGUUGUUGCAGCCGAACAACAAGAUGAUGAAAAGAAACAGCAACCUAAACAAAAGAGUAGUUGGAACCCAAGAGUGCAUUUUGUUUGGGAUUUAGUCAUUAGAGAAUUAGUUGAUAGAGAAACUUCAAUUUCAGAAGAAGUUGAAGAAUCUUCGAAAAAGAGAAAGAAGUCUUCGACUUCAAAGUCUUCAAAGAAAUCAAAAUUAUCAAACAUCCAGUCAUUAGAAGAUCCAGCUAAACUCUCCAUCAAGGAGUUCUGGAAAGUUGUUAUUGAUGAAUCACUCUUUUCAGAAAAAUCUUCUCAUGAAAGAAAGUAUUGGGGGUUUGAUAUUUUCAUUAAAUUUGUAUCAAAUGUCAAGGAAAGGGAAGAUUUGGAAGGUCUCUUUACUCCAAAUUUGAUCAGGUGUUUGAUUAACCAAUCAGCCCAACAAUCCCGUUUCUUGAACAAAAUUUCUGUUCAAGUAUUGAAGACAUUGGUGGAAGUUGCUUCAGCCAACCCUGAUAAAGCCCCAACAAUUUUCUCGUGUCUUAUUAAUGAAAGUCAUGGUGGAUGUUGGAACUUUGAUUUGGUUACUAAAAGUAAAUGUACUGAUGAAAUCCUCACCAAAUGUACCGGAGAAUCUUUAGAAGAAGUUAAGAAUAUUUUGAUCAAGAAGUUCAAAGAAGCUGUGAAACAAGCUCAAGUUGAAGAAGAAAAGGUAAAUGAGGAAGACGAGGACGAGGACCAAGCUAGUGACGAAGAAGAAAAUGAGAAAAAGAAGGAAAUUCUUAAGUCUUCCACUGAUAACAUUCAAAAAUGGAGUCUUGAUAAAUUAUUAAUGUUGAUUCGUGCCAACAAAGCAGCAUUGAAGGAUGGUGACAGUUCAUGGCUUGAAGAUAUUUUCAAGGUCUUGAUUGAAAAUUCAUUCUUUAAGAAGAGUAGCCGCAAUGUUUCAGUAAAUAUCAAGAAUUUGUCUCAAGAAAGAUUGAACUCUAUCUUGGCCGAUGUCAUCAACUUUAAAACAACCAAAGGUGAGCCUUGGCCAUUAUUCUGUAUCAAUUACAUCACUGAAUUAGAAACAGACGAGGACAAAUUCUCCUUAUUGGAAAGUUUCGAUGAAAGCUUAACUUCCAAUAAACAAGAAACUUUGGAGAUUUUGGCUGGAAUUAAGAAAUCAAUUCGUAAGGCAACCAAGAAAAAUGAUGAAAAUCAGGUGGAUCAACUCUUUUGUUUCCAAUUAUUGUUUUCCAUGGUUUUGAUUCAAUUUUACACCGCAGAUGAAGAAGCUGUUUCCGUUCUUGACGAAUUGAAAUUAUGUUACGAUGACAUUGCAAACUCUGGAGAAUCUGAAGUUGACACUUCUCAAGUGUUAACUGAGAUCAUUUUAUCUUUUGUGGCUAGAAAGUCAACUUUAUUGAAGAAGCUCUCCAUGAUUAUUUGGGAAAGUUUCUUAUGUUCUAAGGGUGAUGAUAACAAUAUCAGAUUGAAUGAAGAGAGUUUGAAAUUGUUAUAUGAUGUUUUAGAAGCUAGAGAAAACAAAGAAGGAUUAGAAAAGAUUUUCGAAGGUCAAGGAGAAUUUGAAGCUGUAAAUGAAGAUGGCGAAAGUGAAGGUGACGAUGAAAAAGAAGAUGAUGAAAGUGAAGACGAAGAAGACGGAGAAGAUGAAGAAGACGAAGAAGAUGACUCCUCUGACGAAGGUGAAGAGGACGACUCGUCUAACCCAAUCGAUAAGGAAACCAGUAUUAAGCUUGCCCAAGCAUUGGGUAUCCCUACAGAGACUUCUGGAGAAGUGAAAUUCUCUGAUUUAUCGUCUGAGGGAUCCUCUGAUGAAUCGGAUAUGGAUGACGAACAAAUGAUGGAAAUUGAUGGACAAUUAUCCAAAAUUUUCAAAGAAAGACAAGAUGCAUUAUCCUCCGUAGUCAGUGGUAGCAAGCGUAAGGAAGAGGUUAUGGAAGCUAAGGAGCAAAUGAUUUUCUUCAAGAACCGUAUUUUGGAUUUACUUGAAUCUUUGAACAAACAUCAACCAACCUCGUACUUAAACUUAACCAUGAUUAAGCCAUUGGUAGUUUUGAUCAAGUUAACCUUGGAUAAGAAUGUUGGCUUAAAGGCACACAAGUUGCUCAAGACAAAGAUUAGUAAGACUAAAGUAACUCAAGCUCAAAUUGAACAAACUUUUACUGAUGAAGAGGAACAAAAUACAUUCAAAGAAUCACUUGUUGAAUUAAUUGAAUGGUUACAACAACAAGCCAGUAACUCAUCAAACCAAUCGCAUUCUAUGGCAUGUAACCAAGCAUGUAUUAUAGUGGCCAAGAACUUGAUUGGAAUCGAUGAAUCCUAUUUGGAAAAAGUCAUUGAUAUCUACACCGCUUCAUUGAAAGAAUGGGCUUCUACAAAGAAAAGUAAGAUUCAAGCCUCAAUGUUCUUUGACUUUAUUAAUUGGUUAAACUCAAAACGUUAG
Molecule: messenger RNA, 3165 nt
Organism: [Candida] anglica
Lineage: Eukaryota; Fungi; Ascomycota; Pichiomycetes; Serinales; Debaryomycetaceae
Source: the annotation of a GenBank genome assembly